GGAAAGCUACCCCGAAGGUGGUUGGCAAAUUCGUCCCCAAACCUGUGGUGUGUAAAUUUCAAUCUCAAUCUGAAUCUCAUUCUUUUGUUUCCGUAACCUAACUCCACAAACCCUUAUUCCUUUCUCUUCCCUCGCUUCCAGGUAUUUCAUCUCUUUCCCUCCUUUUCAAUUUCCCCCUCAAUAAUCUUUUUGCCUCAUCUAGAAUUAUGUAUAUUUUUUAAAUAAAUCACAUCAAACUUCAAUCAUUCUUAUUUCCCCCCCCCCCCCCCCCCCUUUUUUUGGGGCAAGUGUAGGAUUUCGAUUGUUUGCUAACCUUAGGGUUAAUUCGAUAUAUAAUCGGGUGUCAAUUUUUGUGGGUUCCUCAUAUUAGGGUUUCAGUGUUCCCCCAAUUUGUUAUUUUCAUUGGCUUCGGUUUGGGAAUUUUGAAUUUGUCACGUUGCAGGGGUUUGAACAGUCAACCCUUUUGAUUCAUAGAGUAGGAUCCAUUUUUUAUGGCAUUUGAGUGCCCGCAGACUACUAAGGUUUCUCAAAAAUUGGUACAAUUUGUAGCAAAUCCAGGUAUAGGUAUAGUUGAACCAAAUCAGCUUAGUCCCAAAUUUGUUACUGAAGGAAUAGUUACAUCUAAUCUUGUUCUGAAUACCAAACGUGAAUCUGGGAAAGGUGAGAAUUUAAAGGGGGCAUCCAAGAUUAAUUCCAGGAAAGGAAUCAAAGCCUCGGCCAGUACUUUGAACCAAUCGUCGAUUCCUGGUGAUGUGGUUUUUGAUUGUCGUCGGUGCAUCACCGACCUUCCUCCGGCAUUGAUAUCUGAGAUUCUUAAUUGCCUUGACCCGAAAGAUCUCGGCGUUGUUUCGUGUGUCUCCACAAUUUUCCAGAGACUUGCAUCCGAGCACCAUGCUUGGAAGGAGUUCUAUUAUGAAAGGUGGGGACUGCCAACAGCUCUCGUGGCUGCGGAUUCAGAGGAUUCAGGGGUCUCAGAUGAUAAGUCAUGGAAGGAACGUUUUGUGGAAAGGGAGUUUAGGAGCAAGACUUUUAUGGGACGUUAUAGUAUUGAUGUGCUGUAUGGCCAUACUGAAGCAGUUCGGACUGUUUUCUUAUUGGCUUCUGCGAAGCUCAUAUUUACCUCUGGGUAUGACACCAUUGUGAGGAUGUGGGACAUGCAGGAUGGCUUGUCAAUUGCAUCAUCACGACCCCUUGGCUGCACCAUUCGUGCCGUUGCAGCAGAUAUAAGACUGCUGGUUGCUGGCGGUACUGAUGGAUUCAUUCAUUGUUGGAGGGCUGUUGAAGGACUGCCCCAUCUGUUUGAGCUUAGAAGCUCCCAAAACCAGAAUAGACUUUGGGGACAUGAAGGUCCAAUCACUUCACUUGCUUUAGAUUUGACAAGGAUUUAUAGUGGUUCAUGGGACACAACUGUUCGAGUGUGGGACCGUCAUUCAAUGAAGUGCACUGCAGUGCUUAGACACAGUGACUGGGUCUGGGGACUUGUCCCGCAUGAUACUACAGUUGCCAGUGCAUCAGGUUCAGAUGUGUAUGUUUGGGACACUAAUAAUGGAACUUUGAAGACCAUUGUUCAAAAUGCUCAUGUUGGCAAUACUUAUGCUUUGGCACGGAGCCAUAUGGGGGACUUCCUUUUUACUGGAGGUGAAGACGGUGCAAUACACAUGUAUGAGAUUGUAAAUGAUGGCUCUGAGACUAAAGCUUGGCACGUGGCUGCUUGGGUUCCUCACUCAGGUCCUGUAUAUUCACUUGCCUUUGAGUUUCCAUGGCUUGUUUCAGCAUCAAGUGAUGGCAAGCUGGCUCUAAUUGAUGUGAGGAAGCUGCUGAGGACAAGCAAGCGAGGUCUGGGGAAGAGAGUUUCAAAGUUAAAGCAUUUGAGUGUAGACACCGUGGAGCCUCCACAGAGGAUGUUGCACGGAUUUAAGAGCAAUCUUUUCUCUGUAGAUAUAGGAGCUGAUAGAAUUGUCUGUGGAGGUGAAGAGGGUGUUGUCAGGAUUUGGAAUUUCACGGAAGCCUUGGAAAUUGAGCGUAGAGUCCGUGCAUUAAGAGGAAUGCGAUUAGAGAACAGGAUGAGGCGGCGGAAGCUCCAAACAGAGCUGAGCAAUAAAAAUGGUCGGAGUGAUCAAUGUUCAGUUGCAGCCAAGAAGAAUUCUGCAACUUGUAUUUGGCCCAAUAAACGUGGGAUGAGUGGAAAACUGAAGGCAUAGUCACCGAGGUCAUCAAAUAUUUGCUUCUAUGCACCAAUUGCCAAUCUUUAUAGUUUUUUUUUUUUCUUCACAAAAUUGAUGUAUACGAUAUUUUAGUUUCAAGCAGUUAAAUUGGCCAACUUAAGUUUCUCUCCGUAUUAUGAUAUAUUUAGUGUCAUUGAGUGGUGAUCAGAUCAGACUACUUCCAUCUGCAUAUCAAUGGUACAAUUCCUAAAUGAUAGUACUACUUUCAGAGAAUUGUUUUUACACAAGGUAUUUCCACUAGAAAUCUAUUGGUGCAUUUGAUAAAACGUAUCGACUUAAAAUGGACGGAAGAUA
Molecule: messenger RNA, 2519 nt
Organism: Abrus precatorius (Indian licorice)
Lineage: Eukaryota; Viridiplantae; Streptophyta; Magnoliopsida; Fabales; Fabaceae
Product: F-box/WD-40 repeat-containing protein At5g21040
Exons: 1
Coding region: 492-2201 (569 amino acids)
Cellular component (GO): preribosome, large subunit precursor
Molecular function (GO): protein binding
Source: RefSeq, a predicted model, not a curated record